AAGUCUCCUGCGAGAAAGCAUGGUUCUCUUCUCGACGAUUUCUUUUUAAUUGUUGGUGUAUACCUAACCACCCUGGGGCAGGAACCCGUGGGCCUAUGUACACUGCACAGAAUCUGUCGUAUGCGAUAAUGAAGGAUUCCUGGCAGGGGUCAGGUGUAUUCUUGGCACCUCACCAAAAUCGUAUGGGAGUUUGGAAUGCGUCAACCACCACUUCGAAUCGCCUGUUAUCUCCACCAUCACUUGAAGUUAUCGCGUCAAAUUUGAAGCCAUAGCUCCCCGCGUACGUAAACCCUCAGCCAAAGCCUCCGUUGCCACGUCCAAAGCUUCCACCGCGUUAAAAGCUUCCUCUCGCAUCACAAAGACUACAAAAGCAAAGCCAAAAGCCUCUUCAAAAGCCUCGAAGAAGGUGCCCACCAAGGAGAUUGCCUCUAUGCGUUCUGGCCCUACGUGUUCUGGUAGGGUACAAUGGGCGGAUGAGCAAGCUCAGCCAGCUCCACUUGAACAGUCGCAGUCGUAUGCCAACACUGAGAUAGAAGAACAUGCCGAAGAAAAUGAGGCUAGAGAAACUAGUGAUGGGGCAACUCCUGGCGUAGUUUCUGGUGUAGCAGGUGCUGAUCUGCUAGAUCUAAACGCUCCUCCUCGUAUAUCUCUUUCACCGUCACCUAUCCGCCACUUCUUCAGCUCAUCUCCACCACCUCCCGAACCAAGAUACGAUCUGGAAAUACAAUACACGCUGCGUGUAAACAAGAGGAAGGAGGUAGAGGAUAGUGGAACAAUCCCUCGGCGUGACUUUUCUAUGUCUAUAGUCGAAGACAAAGUAGAGGCCUUGAUAGUCUCAGAAGCUUGCUCCAUACAAGGCAGGCCAUAUGACUGGGUAGCCCGGCAGGUUUCGUACAAGGUGGAGCACCUUAAGGCAAGCUGGGUGAAGUUGAGCCUUACAGAUUUCGAUAUAUCAGAGGAUUUCAGACUGGUAGAGUCGAUCGACGACCAUUUGAAGCGGUACAAUAAGCCUGUAGCUCGUGUUGCUGUACGGCUUGAAGUCUCCAUCAAAGUUGAUGGGUUACAGAAGGCAUUCAAAGCAGUUACGGCAAACGAACCCUCAUCGGAGCCAGAUAAGGAUCUCUCCACACCCUAUCGUACAAAGCAGCUGUUGAGAGAGGCCCGUACAUUAUCUCGGGUGGAGGAGAUAACCGCUUCAAUCGACCAUCAGUCAGCAAUCCACAAAAUGUGGGAGUGCCGAGAGGAAACUUGUUCAAACUAUAAAUAUUGGUGCUAUUCACCACACCCGACAGAGCACUACGCAAUCCAUCACGUCGAUAUAAAGUCAUGGGGAAGGUCUUGUUUAGAAGGGCAAUCCUCAGUCCAUGGCCCUCACCCCCGGAUUGUGGAGGCACUACGAGUGCGUGGCAAUCAGUUACAUGUCAAUCCAAAUAAUAAAUGGAAGAAGAGAAAGCGUGGAGCCUCGUUAUCUUCAUCAGAUAGUGGCUUACGGCUUGGUGAUAUAUUGAAAACGCAGCAAAAGAUGAUGGCUGGUCAAUUAAUGAGCUAGAUGGCGUCACAAAUGGUUAACUAUAUGGCGCCUCCUUUGCCAGUAGCACCUCCUUUGCUAGCACCUCCUUCACAAACUCUCACCUACUGGCCUAUUACUCCAUCAAUUGCGACCCCUCUGCUACCAAACAACCCAUCUUCAAGCCCUCCGAUCUCACAGGGCAAACCAGACACAAGGCAGACGGUGAAGGACUUUUUCAACUGGCUUGUUACACAGCAGCCGGAGGAGGACCGAGCUCCAUAUGAAGCUGCACGCAGAGUAGCUAUUGAUGAGUUUUGGACAAUCAAAGAUCUACAGAAGAUGGCAAAUAUUGAUGGAGAUUUGUACAAGCUCGCAGUCCACCACUUUAAACUAAAAGAUGGGAUUGUACGGCAUUUGAGAGAUGAGGUGAAGCGUUUCAGAGAAAUAUAUAAUACUGCCAAUAGUCUGGUCAACUUGACAAGGGCGGAGU
Messenger RNA from Westerdykella ornata, 2000 nucleotides. RefSeq lists its product as uncharacterized. Bases 431 to 1549 code for a protein of 372 amino acids. The transcript has 2 exons. NCBI's taxonomy places the organism in Eukaryota, Fungi, Ascomycota, Dothideomycetes, Pleosporales, Sporormiaceae. The record is from RefSeq and is a predicted model, not a curated record.